AUGGCUCGAAGUGGCUUAUCUCCCCUCUCUAAGUUCUUUGGAGUCGGCGGCUUCGAGACCCUGAUGAGACAGCAGGGCAGAAGGACAGUCUGUGUGUGUCCGCCGGAGAGAGAACGACUCGAGGAGAAAGUCGGAAGGCAAGUCAGGAAGCGCUUCUCAGAAGUCCAGCUCAAGUUCCAGAGAUUCCGAUCCCCAUCGAACUUAGAGCCCCGGCUUGCAAGAGCUUUGAGAGAACUGAGAGGUGUGGAGGAGGCAACUUGCCUGUUGGAACUUGCUUCUGAUGAUCCAGAAGGGAUUGAAGGACAACUUAAGCAUUGCACGAGAUUUUAUCACACACUUGCUGAUAUAAAGGGAGAAGUGGAGAGCAUAAUUAAAUCAGGUCGAAAGCUGGUGGAAGAUAAAGCUGUUCCAGACCCUCAGAAGUUCACGACAAGGAUUGACACUUUGAAGGAACUGUAUAACAAGCUGGGUUCUCAAAUAACAGAUCCUAAAGUUACAUUAAACUCAGCUUUAGGACUGUCACAGAAUUGUCCAGCAUUGAGUGAAUGGAUUAACAAUGUUGAAGUCCAGCUAGAUGAAUUUGAAGGCACAGAAGGAAUUGAUACAAAUUUGGAUUUACAAGUCGCGUAUCUGAAGAAAAUAUUAGAGGAGGAUAUUCCAAAGUGGAAUCUGAAGAAAGAGAGUAUAAAAUCAUCAUAUAAAAUAUUUUCUGGCCUCUGUGAUCCUGUUUAUUUGGAAGUAUUAAAAGAAAGGGUGAAUGACAGCAUGAAGAAAUGGGAGAAAUUGAAUGGAAGGUUGAAGAACGUGUCUGCCGUGCUGGAGAAUGCAACUGCAGCUAAAAGCAAACUUGAGCAAGUCAACUGUUCAAUGGCAGAAAUAAAUCAAUGGUUGAAUGAGAUAGAGAAAAGUGUCCAUGAACUGGAUGCUCUUUGUAGUCGUCCGAACCCUCAGCCGAUAAGGUUUUAUUUACUUUAUAUUAGUUUAAUGUAUCUAUUUAUAAGUUAGUUGAUCUAUUGGCGACAUGUUA
Zootermopsis nevadensis is the source of this 1027-nucleotide messenger RNA. The record is from RefSeq and is a predicted model, not a curated record. Lineage: Eukaryota; Metazoa; Arthropoda; Insecta; Blattodea; Termopsidae.